This is a messenger RNA of Cucumis sativus (cucumber), 1620 nucleotides long. RefSeq names its product probable aspartic proteinase GIP2. The record is from RefSeq and is a predicted model, not a curated record. Lineage: Eukaryota; Viridiplantae; Streptophyta; Magnoliopsida; Cucurbitales; Cucurbitaceae. The coding region runs from base 133 to 1377 and encodes 414 amino acids. The transcript has a single exon. Gene Ontology annotation, biological process: proteolysis. Gene Ontology annotation, molecular function: aspartic-type endopeptidase activity.
UAUUCUCUCAAACAAACUCCUCCACCUGGCUCUUAUCCAAAAAUUUUCCUCACCCAAAGUCUUCACUCUCUCUCUCUUUAUAACCUAUUCCCAAUCCGCGGCGAACCUCCGCCGACUGCACCAGAAAUUUCCAUGGCUGUUCCCCAUUUUCCCUUCCUUCUUCUUCUUCUCUCUUCCUUAACCCUCUUCCAUGGCCAAACCUUCUCUCUCGUCAUCCCCCUCACUAAAGAUUCCCUCACCAAUCAGUAUGUAGCCACUGUUUUCCAUGGCUCUCCGAUUAAGCCCGUCCAUCUCGCCGUUGAUCUUGGCGGCCAGUCUCUCUGGAUGGCUUGUGGUGGAUCUUCUUCCAGCCGUUCGAUUCCCAGCCGCUCUAUUCAGUGUAUUGCGGCUACUGGUGGGGGUAGAUCUGGGUCUGUUGGUGGCGCGUGUGAUGUAAUCGCUGGGAAUCCCUUUGGGGAUUUGGAAGGGAAGGCGAUUCUGGUUGAGGAUACGGUGGCCGUCAGGUCUUUGGACCGGUCUACGGCAGCGGUGAUUGUCGCUCUUCAUUCUUGUGCUCCGAGAUUUCUUUUACAAGGUUUGGCGAAAUCUGUUAAAGGGGUUCUAGGGCUUGGCCGGAAUCAAAUCUCGCUUCCGGCUCAGAUCGCGACGGAGCUUGGUUCUCACCGGCGGUUUUCCCUUUGUCUCUCGUCGACGAACGGUGUUGUUUUUCCGGAUAGUGGAAGUCAAGACUCUGUUUAUGGAUCUGAGAUUUCGAGUUCUUUGACUUACACGCCGAUUUUGACCAAGAAAAUCGACGCCUUGCAGUCGCCGGAGUAUUUUAUUAAUGUAAAAGCCAUUAAAGUAGAUGGUAACCGCCUCGAUUUGAACAAGUCCUUGCUCGAUUUAGAGGGGGUAGGCGACGGAGAAGGUGGAGGAGGGACAAGAUUAAGUACGGUUGUUCCGUACACUGUUUUAGAGAGUUCAAUCUUUAACUCUUUGACGGCGGCUUUCAGGGCGGCAGCAGCAGCGAUGAAUAUGAAAGAAGUGGCGCCAGUAGCGCCGUUUGAGGUGUGUUUUGAAUCGGAAAACAUGGAGAUGACGGCAGCAGGGCCGAAAGUGCCGGAGAUUGAACUGAUCUUACAGAGCGAGAUGGUGGGAUGGAAAAUCUAUGGAAGAAAUUCAAUGGUGAAGGUUAACGAUGAAGCUUAUUGUUUAGGGUUUGUUGAUGGUGGAUUGAAGCCGAGAAACGCCAUCGUUUUGGGAGGGUAUCAAAUGGAGGAUAUCGUUCUUGAUUUUGACAUGGGAACUUCUAUGCUCGGAUUUAGCUCCUCUUUGUUACAGAGGAAGAGAUCUUGCUCGGAAUUUUCGCCGGUAAAUUUACUGGAAAGUACGGGAUGAUUUGGGGAAGAAGAUGAAACUUCAACCAGGGGUUAAAUUUUGAGGGUUUUUUUUUUUUUUUUUUUUUUUUUUUUAAUUUUGUGGAAAAUUAGAAUUUUGCUGUGUACUAUGGGAGGAUAUAUAUAUAUUUUUUCCUUUUUUGGUGCAAUAUUUUGAGAUAUCUAUUGUACUUUUUUGUUGUUGUUAUGAUUUAUGAUAAUUAACAUAAAAAGAAUUAUAAUUGAGAUCGAAUUUUGGUAUUUA